GAGAUUGUUGGGGCUGUUUAUAAAAAAUAAUUUCUGUAAUUAUCACUAUAAUAAUUUUUUGAAUAGCACGUAUAGUAUAGAGUAUAGAGGUUUCUAUAUAAAUUAAUAUGAAAAGGGGGUUUCGGGGAAUUUUAAAGCAGAAAAAGUGAGGUAGGGAAACAUAUAUAUAUAUAACCUAAAUCUAAACCCUCUCUGGAGGAGCCAGCCGCCCCCCCUUCAUUUGAAGAAAACAAAAGGGAGAAGCAGAGACCCCCCACUGGCUUCUGUUUUUGGCUCUUUUCACAGACCUUCCCCUUUCCUCAGCAAAGUUUUCCCUUCCCCUCAGUAAAAAAAAAAACAGCCCAUAGCCGCCCAUCAACACAAAAUUUCAGACUCUCUGCCCUUUCCAUCUCCAUUCUCAAAACCGAAACAGAUCUUCCCUCUAUCACCCGAACAGCCAGAAAACCAAAGCCUCAUCCUCUCCUUCUUUCUUUUGGCUUCUCCCCAUCACCACCAGAUUCUCCCCCACGGUCCAGCAACCUUUCUGAAGACCAGCCAAAACCGUGAGCCACAAGCAGCGUCAGGAGCUUUGCUUCACAUUCCAAACAGACAGUUCUUCUCUGAGUUCUGCACUGGAACGCAGCCGUCUCCAGCUUCAACAGCCGCGUCGUCUCCAGCUUCAACAGCCGCGUCGUCUUCAGCUCCGGCAGCCAUCGCUGACUCGCAGCCCCUCAACCACUGGAAGCAGGUACUAGCCGCAGCAGCAAUCCAGUAGUGCGACCAGUCUCGUCUCUGCACCAGCAGCUGGUCCCGUCGUCUCUCUUGCCAUAUCUCUUCCCCAUCGCCCCAGCAGUAGCUGUUUUUUCUUCUCUGCACGGGGAGCACGAAGCAGCAGGGGUGCGCGACCAGUCAUUGCAAUUCCCCAGCCACUUUGAGCACGCAAGCCAGCAGCAGCAGAGGGGAUUUUUUUACUUCGGCCAUAAGUUACUCCUCCAGCAGCAUCCUUCUUUUCCCUGCAGAGGUUGCACUGGUCGUAGCAACACCGAAGGGCACCAUCAGACAAUCAUCUUUCAGUCAGCAAACCUGUCUCCACACGCCAAGUUUUAUCAGUUGGAUUUUUAAAUAUAUGGAGUCCAAACCUCCACAAGAUGGCCAGAGAAAGUAUAGAUUUAUGCCUAAAGCUCCUCCACGCCGACUAUCAAAGCUGGAAGUUAAAACUGAAAAAGUGGAGAAUGUGGAUACUCUACAGGCCAUGAACUUGAUGAAGCAAUUCCAGGAAAGGUCCCUAAAGCAAAAGAUUACAAACGAAAAGAAAGUGCAGAAACCUGACAUUGCAUUUGGUCCUGGAGCUGCUGCAACUAAGCCCUUUCCAAGCUGGAGUACAAUUAACAGAGAUCAGAGUUCAUCUUCCAAUGGUAAUGCCGAUGCUCCAGGCCUGAGAGAGAAAGAAUACAUUGAACCAUGGGAUUAUUACAGUAAUUAUCCCGUGAGUCUUCCUAUGAGGAGGCCAUAUUCAGGAAAUUCAGCAAUUCUUGACGAAGAGGAAUUUGGGGAGGUGUCCGAAGCUGCAACAUAUGAUGAAAAUUCAACAAAUUCUGCGGUGGAGCUUGGCUUGAUGGAGGAAAAUGUUGAAGCAAGUAUGCUCUUUGUUCAGUUACCACCAACUAUGCCCAUGAUAAAGCGAUCAGCUACAGCAGUUGGCCCUGAGGUUAAGGAAAGCUCUAGGCCAUCAGGAGGUGCACGUGCAAUUGAGAAGACUUGCAGGUUAGAUGAGUUACCAGCGGGCUACAUGGGUAAAGUGCUAGUGUACAGGAGCGGUGCUGUUAAGCUGAAGCUUGGGGAUACCCUUUAUGAUGUCUCCCCAGGUAUGAAUUCUAUAUUUGCUCAAGAUGUUGUAGCUAUUAAUAGAGGAGAGGAAACUUGUUGUGUGGUAGCGGAGAUUGAGAAGCGUGUUACCCUAAUCCCUGAUGUGGAUGCCAUUACAAGUAGAGUCGCAGAAAUGUGAUAGUAUCAUUGGUUUAUCCUAUAUAAGAUGAAACUGCAACCUACCUUUUGUUUUCCUUCCCAAAAGAAGCUGUUAUUUAACAUUCCUUCAUGAGAAACUAUCAGAUGAAUAAAGAUAACAAGUUGCUGUAUGGAUUACUCGUUUAAGAGAAAAUUAAUUGAUGAAGUGAAUCUGGUAGUUAAUUGGUUUU
This is a messenger RNA of Populus nigra (black poplar), 2174 nucleotides long. RefSeq lists its product as uncharacterized. The transcript has 10 exons. Bases 1106 to 1984 code for a protein of 292 amino acids. NCBI's taxonomy places the organism in Eukaryota, Viridiplantae, Streptophyta, Magnoliopsida, Malpighiales, Salicaceae. Gene Ontology annotation, molecular function: DNA binding. Gene Ontology annotation, biological process: transcription by RNA polymerase III. Gene Ontology annotation, cellular component: RNA polymerase III complex. The record is from RefSeq and is a predicted model, not a curated record.